GGAUGGGAUGUGAAGCAUCCUCCGCCACAUGAUUAUAUAUCUUCAGGAAAUACUACUCGCCUCCUCCAUUUUUAGGUGUCUGCUGCGUACGGUCAUUUCAGGCCCUUUUCCUCCCUUCUUCUCUCUGUCCACCAUCGUGGCAGCCGUCGUCCGAUCUGUGUGUACGAUUGCUACUGGCGUCUCCCUCUGCUUUCGAACCAACUCUUGAUUCAGUCCGAGGUACUUUCUGGGUUUUACUUCAAAUCAACAACACCUGAUCCCAUCUGCUUCCAUGAAUUUAUUGCUUUUUGUUUCUUACUCCUUUCUGUAAUGCGAGUUUUUCUGCUUCUCUGCACUUGAAAGUGAUAUUUUUCUGGAAUCAUUGACCGGUUGUUUGUAAUAUGUCUGUUCUGCGCUGGGAUUUGAUCUCCCUAUGGGUAGUGGGUUCACUGAUUCGGAUGUGAUAAUAGUUUAGAGUGAACUGCGUACACAGGGAUCCGGAAUGAAAUAAGAUCAUGGGUUCUUGCAUUUGUUUCAUAAUUGCAGAUAUUGGCUUUUUUAAUUCCUGAUUGAAGAUACUGUUUUAUGCAGUUUUAUUAUUCCUUAUUGCUGGUAUAAUUUGUCAGGACAAAAAGAAUACACAUGACAUGAAUCUGUGAAGGUAAAACAAUAUUGGAAGCCUGUAAAACCUGAAACUCCAUCUCAUCAUGUCGGAGAGCAUUGCACAAUCAUAUCAAGAGUGUGAUGAGAGAACUGGGCAAUCUAUGUAUCCAAUUCAAUCUGUGUGGGUAACACGAUGGGUUGGAACAAGUCAAAAUGCAACUCCACAAGCCAGCAAUAUUCCCAAUUAUCCUUUCGAGAACAAGAAGAAAAGGGAUGAAGUUGAACUGGGGAGUGCUGGGGAUGUAAGUAAAUUUGGAACUCAAACACAUGAAGUGGUUAAUGAGAGUUUGAGAAGUGUUUCUGGAAACAUAAGAGUGGAAACCUCUACUCAUACCUCCACCACUAUGUCGAUUCCCUGCAGAAAUGGGUUAUCCUUACGGGGUUGUCAAGAAACUCAAGGAUGUCUCACUGCUAAGCCUCUUUAUGAUCUAAACCCUACUUCUGCAAGUGGCGUUUCAUCAGCUAAGAACUCUUGUGGUCCAGCUGCAAAUCCUACCCGACAGGUGAAACCUCAUUCGUUCUUCAGACACAGCCAUACUGUUGCAUCAGGACCUUCUGCGGGCAAUUGCAUGGAAUCAGCUUCACAUAUUGUGCCAUACAGAUUUGGUUAUGGAAAGUUUAAAGAUGAUGCCAGCCUGAGUGAGAUGCCAUUGCUUAUGGACAGUAGACCUUCUAAACCUAAUAUUCCAAGGAGUAAUAGCAUUAAAAUUCUUGAAGAUAAGCAUAGUAACUAUGACAGCCAGCUGGAAAAUGAAAGUCAACCACUGAAAGUCAAUGGGGACUGGUUCAAGAAGUUGCAGAAUGGGUCUCGUUUGGCAGCGUUAAAAAACAACUGCACUCCUUUAGAAGAGUCUGAACCAAACAAGGCACUAAACAACAAUUGCAUUCCGGAAAAGUUGACUCACUCUUUGCAUGACAUGAAGACAAUGAGAAUAUGCACUACAGUGGACUCUGUUGUGGGAUUAACAGGAUGUUAUCCUAGAUUCUCUCAGACAACACACAGUUUGUUAGUCAUGAAGGAAUCCGAUGUGAAUGCCUGCAAAGAGAAUCAAACCAUCAGCACUUCUAGAACAAGUAAUGAGUUCAAUAAAAAGAUAUUCAAUGAUUUUUUGUGUCAGAAACAGCAAGGUGUAAAGCUUCAACUUCUUGAAAGCUCCAAUGCCAGUGAGCUUGAAGAAGAAGGUGUCCAACCUUUAGAAGUUGAUGCAAAGAAUGAAUCAUCCGCUGACACUGAUGCCAUGGACUUCGAUGCCUUUCCCGGAAAGGCCAAGCUCUUAGGUACAUACUUAAAUAGAUCUAUUCACUUUUCGUUAAGAAGUCCUCAUUUGCAGUUUUAUACUCCUAUGACUUAGAUAUCUAUGAUGUGUUGAUAUGCUAAAUAUUCUACUUAAGUAAUCUAGAAUAUUUAUUUUAGUAUGUAUUUGGUGUAAUUAAUUCUUUGCUUUUAUUGCUGCAGGUAUCAAUUUUUCCUCAUUAUUAAAGAAGGAGUGUGAAAAGUACCAAAACUUGUGUCAACUUACACUUAUGGAUCAAGUGGGAUCUGAUGGCGUUAAGAAGAGUAGGCUAUUACCUAAGAAUAAUAAGAACUCCUCACACCCCCCUGACAUUCAUCAGUCUGAAGCAACCUCAGCAGACCAUUUGGAUUUAAGUUCAAACACACAAAGUUUGGAUAUGGAAUCACUUGUUAUCGGUUUCAAUGACCAACACGGUAACUCUAAACCAGACGUGUUUCAUCAAUCCAAUCUUCCAGGACAAGAUUCAAGUAGCAGUUUCGUGAAGCGUUUGAAAUUGAGCAAUCUUUACGCUUUUGCUCUUGGGACAAGGAGUACAAACGCAAAAGAAGAUUUACCUCAUGAGAAGCAGCACAACAGGUUUCGUGGUCAAACAUGCUCUGAACCGAUGACUAGUAAAAACAAAGGUAAAGAAUGGAUAGUUCAAGAUAAAUGUACUAGGAAAGGUGGCGGUGACUCUUCUUCUACAGCAAACAUGAGAGGAAAACUGACUUCAUACCCGUGGAUCCAGAGGUUGCUCCGUGAUAAAGGAACCACCAACGGUGUUGUUCCGGAUGUGGUGGUGGAGGGUUAUGAUGCAGGGAGUUCAGAAUUGAAAGUUGAGGAAAUUCAGAAGAGACAUUUUCCCAGCAUAGCUGCCAUGGCGUUGAUGGCGAAAGGCAUGAAGGGGUUGCACCCUUGUCAGUUUCAGAAGAAGGGCUCUUUUGUAGUUUGGAACAAUAGUGGUGGCUUAUGAAUAAAGAAAAGAACUUCCGGUUAUGGUGCGCUAUUAGUGAUGGUUACUCAGCGGGCCCUCGUAUAUUCAAGAAAAUCUUCACUUAUUGUCCCAUGAUUACUAGGUCUAUACUACUUUCUGGUUUCAGGCAUUCAGUUUUCCACUUCUGUUUACUGAAUAUGGAAUUUUUUGUCACGGUUGGUCCUGACGAUUCAUCCAAUCAAUUUUUCACACAGUUUUUGAUUGAUUGCUGCUAUGUAAAUUGCUAGAAGGGGUGGAACUUGACAUGGAAUUCAUAGUCAUAUCAUUCAUCAAAAGUGGAAAAGCAAUGAAAGUUGAGGACUUAAGGUGGGUUUUCCUAAUAAAGGCGUGUAUAGGAGUUUGCAUGACCUAAUAACAACUGGUCUUAGGAAGUAUCUUUCUUUUUCGUUUUGGCUUCUUGUAAUUGCUUGAAGGGUCCCUGAAUAUUCAAGCCACAGGGUGCAAAAGAAUCAUUAUUCUGGUUAUGCAUUUGAGCAGCAAGUGGCUGUCUGUUCAUUAUUUGUACGAAGGAAAUGUUUUUUACUGUGAUGACUUUGAAAAUGUAUUAUGUUGCAGUAAAUAUUUUUUUUCUAUCGUGGGAGUGUGAUAGAAGUCAUAGAACUGAUAGAUAUUGGAUGUAGUUUUGGAAGAAGUAAUUUUGUAUUACAAUUUACAAAAGUAUGAUUGCAUUAGUGGUUGAUGUUAAUACAAAAGUAUGAUUGCAUUACUGGUUGAUGUUAAUACGGG
Messenger RNA from Cuscuta europaea, 3636 nucleotides. Lineage: Eukaryota; Viridiplantae; Streptophyta; Magnoliopsida; Solanales; Convolvulaceae. The record is from the annotation of a GenBank genome assembly.